AAGACGAUACAGAACACAAACGAGCACAGAAAGCGAAGACUGCCGAGAAAUAAAGAGAGAUGGAUCCAAAACUCACAGAAGUUUCUCAGCUAUUCGAACGCUUCAAAGCUGCAAUCACCAGAAAAGACUACGACUCGUGUACCGAACUCCUUUCUCAUCUCAAGGUUUUGCUGACCUCCUUCAGAAGCCUUCCGCCAUUAUUUGAAAAUACACCUAACUCAAUUCACGAGUUGACAUUAGCAAGGGAUAUUUAUGAGCACGCUGUUCUCUUGAGUGUAAAGAUUGAGGAUCAAGAUGCAUUUGAGAGGGAUUUCUUUCAAUUGAAGCCUUAUUAUACUGACGCUGGUAGUCGUCUUCCACCAUCCCCAAAUGAGUACAUGAUCUUGGGUCUUAACCUGUUGAGACUUUUAGUGCAAAACAGAAUUGCUGAAUUCCAUACUGAACUGGAAUUGCUUUCUUCUACUGCUUUGGAGAACCCUUGCAUCAAGCAUGCCGUGGAGUUAGAGCAAUCCUUUAUGGAAGGGGCUUAUAACCGUGUCUUGAGUGCCAAACAGAAUGUACCUAAUGAAACUUAUGGUUAUUUCAUGGAUCUCCUAGCAAAGACAGUGAGAGAUGAGAUAGCUGGAUGUAGUGAGAAGGCAUACGAUUACCUUUCACUUAAGGAUGCCCGCCAAAUGUUGCUGUACACUUCUGACAAAGAACUUUUGCAAUAUAUUGAGGAGGAGCAUCCUGAGUGGGAGAUAAAGAAUGGAUCCGUGUUCUUCCAGAAGGCAAAAGAAUCUGUACCUUGCAAGGAGAUCCCAUCUCUGCAACUCAUUAACCAGACACUCAGUUAUGCAAGAGAGUUGGAGAGGAUCGUGUAAACAAAAUUGCUGCAAGGUUGCUUGUGUCUCUAUUUUCAGCACUGCAAGCUGUUGCUAGAACUGUUAUUGAAAAUUUAUUACUUACACCCAUUUGGUAUAAAACUUAAAAUUGUUGUUUAUUUUUGUACUUUUAUUUGUUAACUUUCCUUUGUACACUUGAUCCAUUCAACAUGAUCCCAUUUUAGCGAAGCUUCUUUAUCUC
Pistacia vera is the source of this 1065-nucleotide messenger RNA. Its product is annotated as 26S proteasome non-ATPase regulatory subunit 8 homolog A. Bases 60 to 863 code for a protein of 267 amino acids. The record is from RefSeq and is a predicted model, not a curated record. Gene Ontology annotation, biological process: proteasome-mediated ubiquitin-dependent protein catabolic process. The transcript is spliced from 6 exons. NCBI's taxonomy places the organism in Eukaryota, Viridiplantae, Streptophyta, Magnoliopsida, Sapindales, Anacardiaceae. Gene Ontology annotation, cellular component: proteasome regulatory particle; cytosol; proteasome regulatory particle, lid subcomplex.